AGGGGUUAGUACGACGCAGUCUGCCAUAUUGUUUUCCUGAGGAUAAUUGUGCGGUAUACAUAUACAAAAUGGGUCGUAAAAAGAAGAAGCAGACUAAACCUUGGUGUUGGUACUGCAAUCGUGAAUUUGAUGACGAAAAGAUUUUAAUACAACAUCAGAAAGCCAAGCACUUCAAAUGUCAUAUAUGUCACAAGAAACUAUAUACAGGUCCAGGUUUAUCCAUCCAUUGUAUGCAGGUUCAUAAGGAAACAAUCGACAAAGUACCAAAUGCCCUCCCAAAUCGAAACAACAUAGAAAUAGAGAUAUAUGGAAUGGAAGGUAUACCUGAGGAAGAUCUUAAGGAACAUGAAAGACAACGUGCAGGGAGAAUGGGUCCUGGAGGCCGGCGGCAAGAUGAAGAAGAUGACGAUGACUCCCAAUCUAGUCUCCCUGGCCAGUCAAAUCCACCACCCCCUGCUGUGCCUUCUCAGGGACCACCAGGACCCAUGGGUCCCAUGAUGGGUCCAAAUGGACCAAUGAUGCCAAUGAUGGGACACAUGGGGCCAAUGGGUCACAUGCCUCCUUAUAUGGGUGGACCGGGUAUGAUGGGUGGCCCAAUGGGGCCUUUAGGUCCCAUGCCUCCACCUGGUGGACCUCCUGCCAACAACCCACCCAGCACAUCUCAGCCACCUAAUAAACCACUGUUCCCAUCUGCUGCACAGCAUACCACAACCACCAGCAGUCAAAUUGGUCCAGUCAAACCAGCAUUUCCUGCAUAUAGUCAAGCAAAUGGUCAAUCCACUCCCAGCAGUCAGUCUUCAGCUGUUAGUGGUGGACUUCAAGACAAAGUGGAGUCUAAGAAACCUGCACUUAUCACUACAGUGUCAGUUAACUCCCGUAUCAUACAUCCAGAGGAGGACAUAUCUCUGGAAGAGAAGCGGGCAGGUAUGCUUCGAUACCAGCAGGCUCCUCGAGCCUCCCCGCAAAGGGCCCGGGCUCCUGCCCCGGCUCCACCCCCCCAGCGCGUGGAGUCUCCACCCGUGAGUACUGCACCUUCACGCCUCUCUCAACUUGUGCCUGCCUGCCUGGACCAUUUCUACUCACCGGCGAUGUGUUUAGACACACAGGAGGAGCGUCGAAUGAAGAUGGCGCGUUACAACAGCCAAGUUAAUGCUGCUGCUGCAGCAAUGGCUAUGGGUGGGAUGAUUACCCAUCAUGCAGGGGUGCGGUCCGGUCACCCUGGUGUGGUGGUUGAGGCCCCCCCUAUGGUGUCUUCCAUAGGCCCCACCAUGGUAACCACCAUGUCUCCAGCUAUGGUGCACGCAGGGCAUAUGGCUAUACCAGUAUCCCUACCAGCCAUUAUGCGGCCAAACAUGCAGCCAAUAAUGACGCCUCAGCCCAUGGUGUCAGCUGCUGUACCAGCUGUUCCUACAAUGCCAACAGGCAUGCCACCCCUCCCAUUAGGAGGUAUGAGACCACCCAUAGGUCUACAACAAGGCCCAAACCAUCUCAACCUGCCUCUACACAGACCUUUGCCAAUACAGCUCUGCCUGGUCAUGGGCAGAUGGCCCCUGGGUUAGGUGCUCCACCAAUGAUGGGGGGCCCCAUGAUGGGAGGGCCUCACAUGAUCCCACGCUUCAGGUGACCACCUGGUCCCGGUAUGUAGCCAGCAGGUAGGAAGCAACGGGAUGGGCAGCAGCAGGUCGGCGCUGGUGAGGCAACAUACGCAUGCCUUCGUCAUGACUGAUAGUCAGCCUCCUCACCGACCCUCCCUCGCUCGCUCGCUAAGCACACUAGCGCAGUCAGUCAGUCACUAAGUUGGCCUGUGGGGCAAACCAACACACACCUGGGACUAUCCAAGAUGAUUCUGCUGUCUACAUUACCUGCAUUAGGCAAGAAUUCUCAAACACCACUCAUGCAGAGACAUAAGACACGUCCAAUUUUCGGCAAAGUUGAGACAGGAACAGUUCAAUUGAACGAGAGAGUAGGAUUCAAUUUGUAUGUCAUGAGUGAUGUUUUUGUGUGAAGUCAUAGGUUUUUAUUUUAAUAAUCAAAAAUUACAAAUAUGUUGACAAAACUAAACAAUGAAAUUGUAGUGGGUCCCUAAAACUUGUUGGUUUUCCAUCACAGCUCGGUUAGUCCUGUGUGGACGAGCUAACAUUGCAUCACUUUGCAGCAAGCAUCUGUUAUCAUCUGUUAUUGACUUCUUUGUCUCUUAUCAUUGCUCUGAUCAGUGUUGAAAUGUUUAUCCACAAGACUGUUGUUUGUGUGCCGCCCACGUGGAACUUAAGUUUGAGCAAGUGGUGCUUGUAUACUUGCUUCUUGGGACCUACACUUGAUUGUAUGUAUAAUUACUCUGAUCCAGCUCAAGUGUGCGAGAGGUGUAUCCCCCAGGUGUUGCAUCUGUGUUUCUCUGUUGGCUUAAUCAUAUUCCAGGCCAUUGUGAUCAUUUAUGAUUAAUUUGCUGGAGAUAUAAGGCAAUUGGAUUAAGUGCAGAUGUGGCUUGUGGAGUAAGGUCCUGGUGCUAACUUGGGCUGAGAUGGGGGAAGCAGGCUCGACUGUUCUAUUCUUGGAGCGUUCAAGCACUUGUAUUAUAGUGUUUUAGGUUUCAUCAUUCUUUUUGAGUGAUAAUUGUGUAUUUGUGAAUUUUCUCUUUAAGGUAAGAAACUGUUUAGUUGAUAAGGUAAGAAGCUGUUUAGUUUAGAAAUGGUAGUUCUUCACAAAGCACUGUUGGAAUUUUAUCCUACCUAUACAGAUGUUAACCACAGGUUAGUCCAUUUAUAAAUUUUUUUUGCAAGUUGUACAAAUGAAUUUGUAAAUUGUUGAAAGGGAGAUCCCAUUAGCAGCCGUAAGUACUUUUUUGUAUUUAUUAUUGUCACAUUAUUGCUAUGAGGAUUUAGUGACUUAACUAUCAGCUUUGUUAAAAAUGAUGAUCACCUGUUUACUGUAUGUUGUGAAAUAAAUACUAAUUAAGUUGUCAUUCUUGUAUUAGUUGGUUUCAAGCUUUAUAUUUUGUUAUAAUGCAUACAAAAUAAGAUUAUUUUUUUUUAUUUGGAUGAAAGUAAUGGAUUUUUUGUAUUACUACUUGAAAGGGUGGAAGGAGUGGAGCAUACGAACAUUGUGGAAAUUCGCAACAGGUGAGCCCGAACGAGAGGACGCGAGGCUGGGGGAGAUGAGAAUUUGUAUUUUUGGUUUCUCCAUGGAGUAAUGUAACGGUUGUACUAAUGUAAUUGUUUUGGUAGAGCAGGUCUCUUGUCUCAGGAUUUCCUUGUUAUUUUAAUUAAUAUAUCUAACAAUUUUGUGGCAUAAGCUUUAAAGAUUUAUAUAUUGGAGUACAAAUUUAAUUCUGGCCAUUUUUCUCAACAAUUUGUAGCCAGGAUAUUCUGAGGGAGUUGCUUUGUAAAACCAAAACCUUUGCUGUAGUAUUGCUGUUAAGUCGUCACUCUUCAGUGUGCAUGGAAUUUUGUUACUUAUCGUAAUUCAGAAUAACACAGGAACUGAAUGGAUUCUUAACCCUCACUGGGUUUGUGCAUGUAAGCGGUCAUAUAUUUUAAGGGUUUAGGAAAAACGUGUGGAGCUCCUAAAGUAUGUUCAUGGUUGGCCACAAUUUUUUUUUACAAGGCCAGAGCGUGGUGAGGCUAACCAGCCAACUCUUGUUGGUACUCUUUUUCUUUGUUGAAAGGAAUCACUAGUAAUUUGUGUGUAGGUUAAAUGCAGUUAUUGGGGAUUAUCCAAUUUUAUUCCUAGAUUGUUUUAAUGGUUUUAGUUUUGUUAGUGCUUAAGAUUUUUUUAGUCACAAUUCAUUAUCCUUUUUGUGUUCAUAAUUUCAAUUCAAACACAGCCUUCAUUAUGAGUAAAGUACCUGUAAGGUUUAUUCCAAAAAUAAAUGCAUUUCACAUUAGGUUCACAUGUCUUUAUUUUACAAAUACUACUGUAAUUAUAACUAAAGACUUAAAGAUUUUUUUAUUAUUAUUAUUGUGUGGAUCAUGCAGUAGCCUCACUUUUUCACAUUAGAUCUACUGUGCUGCUGCAGAUCCAAUCACAGUACUGCACUCUAUAACCAUCUGUUUGUUUUUUCUCAGUACUGAUUAAGUGAAAAUAAGAAUGCAUUAGACAUAUUGGUGUUUUCUUCAGUUAGGUUGGUUAGCUAUGCCAUGCUCCCUCUUGAUUAACUAACCAGUUGAGACAUUCCAACGCACACGCCAGUGGUGAGACCAAUUUCAGUUUUCCCAGCUUGCAGCCUCUCAGGAGCCCUGUUAUGUCUCCGCAUGGCGCAGCCCGCUCUUGAUUAGCUUGUUGGUGAUGGUGAAUCUGGGAAGUGAGGCCACAUUCUCAGUUUUGGGGCCGACGAGUGACUCUCACCAACCGCACUCACUAUUGCUAUGCUGAUGCCUUUAUUUGCCCUUAGGGAGUGUGUCUCUCCGAAUGUAAGUAUCUUGUGAUCGAGUGAAUGAGUUCUUUGUGUAUGUGCAUUGUGUUAAAUUGCUGAAUUUGUAUCUUCUUGAUAUAUCAUGUAAUCCACUUACAGAUUGGCCCAUGGCUAUUCCAUAUGUUAGGAAGCUAAUUUGUGUAUAUGUUUUGUAAUAUAAUUUUUGAAUUUUAAUAUAGUUUGUAUCUGUCAGGGAAGGGUGGUAAAUAUUAGUGCAGUGAGUGUGGUUUGAUGAGAAUGACUCAGGCUGGCCAUUUGCUCAGUAGCCCUAGAAGUCCCCAAUAUGAAUGUGUUCAGUCUUCCAGCAGCCGCCAGGUAGGCUGAAUUCACAGCACCAGGGGCUGUUGGGAGUCAGUCCCCCAACCGGACGUGGUUUGGUGAUUCAUUCACAGCCUGUCACGGUGCUGUUGGACCUCUCAGUCCCCAGCCCCCUGAAUUUUGGGGGGCUUGGUGAAUUCUCUCUCACACUACUACUCUGUGUCGUACUGUGUUAGGCAUCACUGAUGACCUAGGUUGGGCCCAACCUCACACCCAGCAUAUUGUCUGCUAUUCAGCUUUUGUUGAGCAGGCAAGUGGGGGGCAUGAGGUGUGGGAUGCUACUCAACCCAGAAACCCCAGGAGUGUAGCUGCGGUGUUGAGAGGAUAAUCACCUGUCCUCCCCGGGCCACUCUUGUGACCACACCCUCCAGAACUGGUGCAAGAAAGGUACAUAUUUUGUUUGUUAAUGGUGGUUGGGGAAUGGCCAAUCUUCAACAUUUCUUCACUUGCUUUAAGAAUGGUUUGAGCAUGAGGGUCUAACUGGCAAACUUUGUAAUGUAGAGUUUAGUAGAUGAGAGCUCUUGCAAUUUUACAUCUAGUUUGUAUGUUAGCACUGCAGUGCUCAAGCUUCUCUGUGAAUUGGUAAGCUACUGUGAGCUAUAGGAAUAUUUCAAUGAGGUUCUGUAAGUAUUAAUGGAGCCUUGUUGUGUAUAGCCUUCUAGCACAGAGUGCUUUCCAUCACGCUUGCACCUAAAUUCCAAAGAUUUUACAAUACACUUUUUUCCUCAGAUCAUUCUACUGCUUUUGUAAUAUAUAUAUAUAUAUAUAUAUAAAACUCAGUAACUGUAAAAUUAUCAUGGACUUGGGAGACAUAAUUACCUUACCUCUGACUACAUCAUGUUACCAAAGCUGAUCGCACCCAUCCUCCUUUUGCUGGAAUAAUCUCUUAUCUCAAGCCAUCUUUUGAUAAUAGUCUUCAAUAACUGAAAAGGUAGCAGGAAAUUUCAUAUAUGGGUUAUGUAGUUGAAUUUUAUGAAAUUGUAACCUCUGGAUAUGAAAUAUAUUUUCAACAAUUUCCUCAAUAAUAACCUCUUUUCUAUUAAGAAAUGUUCUUUUAAGUAAAAAAAAAAAAAAAAAAACUUAUUGAACUAUGUUUCAUCCAUAAUAGAAUGGCGUUAUUGGCAGAACUUUAAAAGCAGCGCAUGUACCCAAGAAAAAUAUAAAAUUUAAUUGAAACAAGACACCCUUGAAGAUUAUGGUAGCCAGUAGAUGCAGUAAUUAUUCCCACACACUUAAAUUAGGGCAGCGGUAAAUAUUGUAUGUAAAAAAUAAAUUAAAAUAAAGAAAAAACCCUAAAAUGGUUUGGAGGUGUUGUGGUAAUUAUGCUAAGCUUAAUUUUACACUGGGUUUACAUCCAUCCUAUAAUAGCAUUGAUUUUUUUUUUAUUAUAUGGUGUUGGAAUUAUGAAGUUUGAAGUUUACAUCAGUAAUUUUACCAUACAUCUGGUGGUACAUAAGUAAACUUGUUAGACACCUUAAACGGCAAAAACAUUUCGACUUGUCCUUUUUAUACUUUGAUUCCAUGACUGAAACUUCAAAGUAAAUUAAGAGAGCCCUCUUCUGUAGUCAGCCAGUCAACCAAGAUUGAAAUUUACUUGAAAUCUAUAAAGCCAACUUUGAAGUCUCAGUCCUUUAAUUGUUUUGUUUUAAGCCUUUUCCUGCUGUAAUGCAAAGUGAGCAGGAUCAAGACCAAACACAUAUUCUUUCUUUAUUACCUCUCAUUCAGUCUAUUUGCUGUGUUAGUAAAGUUACAUUGAAGUUUUCCAUAAACUUCUUAUAAGGAAGAGAUUCUAAAUUUCAGACAUGAGAGAAAAGUCAUAUCAGGAGUUUAUUUUAAAUAAAUUAUAGUACAGUAAAAGACAAAAACGUGUGUAGGAGCCAGACAAUUGGCUGGUGUGCUCCAAUUCUCCUAACCUAUGCAGUAGGUACUUGGAAAAUUUUAUUUCUUCUAUGCAGAUCACAUACAAACUCUGUUUAACUUGAUCAGACUGAAAUGUUUUUGCCAGAGAAUGGAAGUGGUUCUUGUGCAUAUUAGCUGUAUAUAAAGGUGACACUACAGCCAUGAGAGAAAAUUACAAGUUUAACAUUAGGUUUCCUUAAACACUAUCAUGAUCACCAUCUAUUUAAUUUAGAUGAUAUACAGUAUGCUGAUUUUCGUAGAUACAUCUUUUCUUAAUAUUUGUUGACAUCAUUUAUCUAAAAGAAUCAGUCACUAUAAACAGUAUUGUUUAAUUUUAUUGCAAAUUAAUACUCUUUUUACACAUGGCUCAUGGGAUGCAAAAGUCUCAUUGAUGGAAGUUUCAGAGAAGUAUUUUCAAGUAUAAUUUGUUUGUAGCAUUAACAUAUAAUGCCUCGGGAAAUAUUGCAUGUAGCAUUAACAUAUAAUGCCUCGGUAAAUAUUGCACGUAAAUGCUGUGCAUUCGAUAAUGAGAAUAUUUUUUAGUAGAAAUUGCUGUAGACAAAUAAUUUACUCUUGUCAAUCAAUAAUAAGAAAUUAUUUCAUAGAAAUAUAAGACCCUAUUUAAAAUUUUCACCUGGGAAAACUUUGUUAGUGUUCAAAAACUUAUAAAUUUUAUCUUAUCUAUAUUGUACUGUACUUUGAACAAACAAAGCUUGACAAUCAGAAUUAUGCAUUGCAGAUAGAAAGAGAGCUUACCAGUAGUCUUGACACUAAUAUAAAAAAGAAAAGAAAAAAAAAGAUAGUUGUCCCAACUCUGAGUAACUUGAGCAUAGUGCUUAUACCCAUUUAUAACUAAUCCCUUUCUAUGUUGGCAAGAAAGAUAUUAUGGUAGCAUUAUUUGAAAUAAUAUGUAUUGGUUAGUAAGAUAAACCUUCAAGAAUUGCUAUUGGAUUGAAACAAUUCCUUCAAGAUCCUGGAACUGUUUACUCAUUCAUUUUCAUAUAAGUGCUUGCUGCUAUGAACCUUGAAUGAAUUAGUACAAUAAACCAAGAAUUAAUUGAAUUUUUACACUAAAUGUUGAUAAUUCAGGAAAAGUGAAAAUAAUAACUUGGGUAAACAUGCUCAAAUGUUAGUGACUAUUUAUAAAGUAAAUUAUAACAGCAUUGUUUUGGGAAAGUAGCCCAUAUAUGAAGUAACAAAUGAGAUCUCUGUCUCAUCAGUUUUAUUUAUCAUUAAAUAAAAAAAAUGCUUGGGGAGAUUACAAACCACCUUUUCUAAUUCUUUCAUUCAUAUUGUAGCUAAAUAAUUUUUUGAAUACUUCAAAGGUACAACAGCUUUUAAUAACAUUAACAAGCACUUUUUCCUCUUCUAAAUUAAAUAUUGCAUAGUUCAUAAAUGUAAAUUGUGAAUUUGUUUUCAUAAAUUUGUAAAAUAUCAGCCAAUUUCUUUGCGAAAGUAGAUUCAUGAGAUAAUAAUCAUCAGUGUACACACCAGUGUUUAUUACCCUGCCAGAUUGACCUGGAGGUGGAAUCAAGCCCAAGUCAUUGAGAUCAAGUUGAAAGUGUUAACAUUGUCAUGAUAUCCCCAUUUUAAUAAUUGCUUUAAUACUAAAACUUUGGGAUUCAUUUAUAUUAGCUUGCAAGUACUGUACUGUAUAUUAUUCAGUAGGUGUUACAUAUAAUUUUACUUGUUAAAAUCCCAAUGCCUUUAGAUAUAUAGUAUAUGUUUUUUCAGAUACAGCAAUGUUCUGUCUCUCAGUCUUUGUCAAUUCCUCCUCUCCUUUAUAUCAUAGAAUGAAGCUCAGGAAAUCUUCCCCAAAACACUAUUACUUCACAAUUAUUUCUCACUUAUGCAUUAGUUAAGAAAGUAGGUGGUGUUUCCUUGUUUGUGUGUGUUUUACCUUCUGUCUUCUGCACCGUUGGCUGGGGUCCCGGACUGCUCCGGGGCUGUGGUGUUUGUGAGUAUCAUGAUGAUGGCAGAUGGCGCACAGACCAGCACAGAUGAGUUUUAUAUGUUUUUUUGUUUUAUUAUUGUAUGCCCUAUACAGCUGUAUUUACAGCUCAACAGUUUAGAUAUUUUGUGAGGCUGCUGUAUUAGUCCAAUAAAAUUUUCAGUGAA
Homarus americanus (American lobster) is the source of this 8743-nucleotide messenger RNA. RefSeq names its product BUB3-interacting and GLEBS motif-containing protein ZNF207-like. Lineage: Eukaryota; Metazoa; Arthropoda; Malacostraca; Decapoda; Nephropidae. The record is from RefSeq and is a predicted model, not a curated record. Gene Ontology annotation, molecular function: DNA binding. The transcript is spliced from 8 exons. Gene Ontology annotation, cellular component: nucleus. The coding region runs from base 69 to 1559 and encodes 496 amino acids.